ACGAGUGGAAAGGAAGAAAAAGGAAGGGAGAGAUUAAUAACUCGCCUCUUCUUCCCCUUCGCUUCAAUCCGAAGUUCUUGCCUCAUUCGGUCGGCUUCGACGCGAUCUCGUUUCCCGGGGACGUCGAGGUGGGAUUCCAUCGUUGGAUCUGCGCUUCUCCCUUUUGAUCGAGGGCGAGGUGGAGUUUUAGGGUUCUAGCGUUUCGGGUUCCCUUCGAAAUGGGCGCCGCGCCGUCGACGCCGAGGGGCGGCGCGAGGCCGCAGGACGCGGCGGAGAACCUGAUGGCCGCGUUCGUCGGGGAGAAGCCCUACCCGCUGUCUUCCGACUUCUGGAACCAGCUGCUGGAGCUCCCCCUCACGCUACAGUGGCCGCAAGAUCGCGUCUUGCAGGCUUGCCAGUUGUUUGCACAACACAACUACCACACAAACCAUCUUGCAAAAAUUUUGAUUCACUUGGCGUGGUGUUUGCAAGACUUGAUCUCAACUUCUUCAGGAUCGGCUACAGCUUAUCGAAAGUCUGUCAAUGCAGCAUACAUAUCAUCUGUAUUUCUUAAGUUCAUAAUUGAGAAUGUAAAAGGUGCAAAUUUUGAAGAGCUACAUCUCAACCUUGAUAAAGAUGAGAAGAGGCAGUGUAAUUUGCCUACUGAUCAAAGCAUUGAAGUUUUCAUCAUACGAGGCAUGCUCAGUUUUGUUGGUUCCUCAGAUGUAAGUCCUCGAUCAUGCCUCCUCCAUCAUGAACUGCUGAAUUUGAUGUUGGUGGCAAUGUCGACUCAACUCUGCUCUGGACCAUCACCAGGGCCGAAAGAUGUUCAUCCAUUUAUUGAUGCAGCAAUGCUUCAGGAAAGUGCCGUGGUAGCUUCCACAGUUCAAAAGCUAUUGUUGAAUUUUAUAACUCGUCCGCGCUUUCCUUUUGAUGGCUCAACAUAUCCUUUCUCUCCUGAAGGGAACCAGUCAGGCGUUCUGCAAAGAGUUGGUUCUGUGGCUGCUAAUUUCGUGCUACUGCCAUAUUACACAUUCAACUACCUGCUCAGUUCAAGCAGUGCAGGUGCAAGAAGUCCGUUGGCAGAAAAAAGCCUACUUGUUUUACUUGUACUUGUUCAUUAUCGAAAGUGUCUUGUGGUGAAGUCUUUGACCGACAACAAUAUGGGGGAUGUUGAUUCUACUACCUAUUUGAGAGAGAGUUCAUCUUUCUAUGAGAAUCCUUACUGCAAGGCACUAGAAAAUGCUAGAGACAUCCAAUUUGAUCGUGUUGAUAUUGAGGGAAACGCACAUAAUGGACCACUUGUUAGAUUACCUUUUGCAUCCUUGUUUGAUUCCCUUGGACUGUGCUUGUCUGAUGAGACAUCUGUACUGUUACUUUAUUCCUUGGUCCUUGGAAACUCUGAUUUUCUUGAGUAUGUUUUGGUGCGAACUGAUCUGGAUACUUUGUUGAUGCCAAUUCUUGAGACACUUUAUAAUGCUUCAAGGAGGACAUCAAAUCAAAUAUAUAUGCUUCUUAUCAUCCUUCUCAUUCUCAGUCAGGAUUCAUCUUUCAAUGCCAGCAUACAUAAGUUGAUGCUUCCAAGUGUUCCAUGGUAUGAAGAACGUCUUCUCCAUCACACUUCUCUUGGUUCUUUGAUGGUAAUUGUGCUAAUUAGGACUGUGAAGUACAACCUCUCCAAGCUUCGGGAUAUCUAUCUUCAUACUAAUUGUCUGGCAAUUCUAGCAAAUAUGGCUCCUCAUGUUCACAGGCUAAGUGCCUAUGCUUCACAGCGGCUGGUUAGCCUUUUUGAUAUGCUCUCUCGCAAGUACACUAAAUUAGCCGAGUUGAAAACUGACAAAGUUAUAAAAGUAUCUGCUGACCAAAUGGAAGGAGUCAGCUUAACAGAGGAUAUGUCACCAGAGAUUCACAUAUAUACUGAUUUCCUCAGAAUAGUACUGGAAAUCCUUAAUGCUAUUCUUACAUAUGCCUUGCCUAGGAAUCCUGAGGUUGUAUAUGCAAUUUUGCAUCGGCAAGAGCUUUUUCAACCAUUCAAGAAUCAUCCACGGUUUAAUGAGCUCCUUGAAAAUAUAUAUACAGUAUUGGAUUUUUUCAACAGCCGUAUGGAUAUGCAGCAUAUGGAUGGUGAAUGGUCUGUGGACAAAGUUCUUCAAGUAAUUAUCAUAAAUUCUCGUUCAUGGCAUGGUGAUGGGAUGAAGAUGUUUACACAGUUGAAGUUCACUUAUGAACAGGAGAGUCAUCCUGAAGAAUUCUUUAUUCCAUAUGUGUGGCGGCUAGUUCUAGCUCAAGGUUUCAAUUUCAGUCCUCAUGCCAUUAAUUUGCUUCCUGUGGAAUUAUCUGGAGAUGAUGCUUUAUCCGGCGAACAAGGCGAACAAAGCGUGUAAAAUGAAUUUUCAUCGUACUUGAGCAGACGGAGAAACAUGUUUGGCCCUACCUUGAUGUUGACUCUUCAUUCCCAUGUCGCGACAGAAUGCUCUCGAGUGUAUUGUACAUAAGAGACUGGAUAGUAUUCUUGUCAUUCUUUGUGUCAAUAUUACAUAAGAUCAUCAGCAGUAUCAAAUAACGAGAAUUGAUGUUCUUAUCAGCGCAAAUAUAGGAAGCCAAAACCUCAUGUCCUUGGUUGAGUUGUUUUCAGGUUGCUUCCUGUAUUAUUUUGUAAAAGAUCAUACAAAAUUUUUUUCCAUUCUUGUAGAAG
This is a messenger RNA of Musa acuminata subsp. malaccensis (wild Malaysian banana), 2674 nucleotides long. RefSeq lists its product as uncharacterized. Gene Ontology annotation, cellular component: Golgi apparatus. Lineage: Eukaryota; Viridiplantae; Streptophyta; Magnoliopsida; Zingiberales; Musaceae. Gene Ontology annotation, biological process: Golgi organization. The record is from RefSeq and is a predicted model, not a curated record.